AUGGCGUCCUUAUACUCUCUAAUAGUACCACUCCAGCUCUCCUUCCUUGGUUUCCUCUUCUUAUUCACUACCGCCGUCGCCAGUAACCACUACAGCCAUUCACCUAUUUCGAAGCCGAAAACUCAUAAUUCCUUCUCAUCAUCAUCCAUUCCAGUUGAGAUUCAAGAAGCUUGCAAGGCCUCACGUGACCCUCCAACAUGCCAGGCUGUAUUGGUAUUGGUCCAGCCAAAACACUUGACGACACCCCAAAUCAUUCAAUCAGCCUUGGAGGUCUCUUCCCAGAACCUUAACCAGGCUCAGUCAAUGGUGAAGAAUAUCCUCGAUGCUUCCACAGGGAAUCUAAACCGUACAAACGCAGCAAAAGUUUGUAUUGAGGUGCUCUGCUUUUCUGACUAUAGAUUGAAUCUCACGGCUGAGGCCUUGCCACGUGGCGCGAUCAAAGAUGCUCGUGCCUGGAUGAGCGCUGCCAUGGUAUACCAGUACGACUGCUGGUCUGCUUUGAAGUACGUAAAUGAAACAUAUCAGGUGAAUGAAACGAUGGCGUUUCUCAACUCCUUGAUCGGGUAUAGCAGUAAUGCACUGGGGAUGAUGGUGAAUUACGACAAUUUGAGGAAAGAAACUGGGUCUUGGAGCCCGCCCAAGACGGAACGAGACGGGUUCUGGGAAUUAGGUGCUGGUGGGUCUACUGGGCAGGAAUUCAACGGUGGGGUACCUAGAGGACUGAAACCAGAUGUGACAGUGUGCAAGGCUGCCGCUGGUGGUUGUGAUUAUGAGACGGUGCAGCAGGCAGUGAAUUCGGCGCCGGAAAAUGGGGUAGCGAGGCGGUUUGUGAUAUGGAUCAAAGCUGGAUUGUAUGAGGAGAUAGUUCGGGUGCCAUUGGAGAAGAGGAAUUUGGUCUUUCUGGGUGAUGGUAUGGGGAAAACCGUCAUUACCGGAUCCAGGAAUGUUGGACAGUUGGGCGUUUCCACUUAUGAUUCUGCAACUGUUGGAGUUGUUGGUGAUGGAUUCAUGGCCAGUGGUAUCACAAUCCAAAAUACAGCAGGUCCAGAUGCUCACCAAGCUGUAGCAUUCCGAUCCGAUAGUGACCUUUCCAUCAUUGAGAAUUGCGAAUUUCUUGGCAAUCAGGACACCCUGUACGCCCACUCUAUGCGCCAAUACUACAAGUCAUGCCGCAUCCAAGGCAAUGUAGACUUCAUUUUCGGGAACUCAGCUACCGUCUUCCAAGAAUGUGACAUCCUUGUUGCUCCUCGGCAACUAAAUCCAGAGAAGGGAGAGAACAAUGCUGUUACAGCUCAUGGAAGGAUAGACCCAGCGCAAUCAACUGGCUUCGUCUUCCAAAACUGUUUAAUAAAUGGAACUGCAGAUUACAUGACCUUAUACUACAGCAAGCCUAAAGUACAUAAAAAUUUCCUCGGAAGGCCAUGGAAGGAGUAUUCUAGGACAGUCUUUAUACAUUGUACAUUGGAAGCUCUUGUUAGUACUGAUGGAUGGAUGCCUUGGAAUGGAAAUUUUGCUCUGAGUACUCUUUACUAUGGAGAACUCGAAAGUACUGGUCCUGGAGCAAAUACAACAGGACGGGUGCCAUGGAGUAGCCAAAUCCCAGCUGAACAUGUUGGCUCAUACUCUGUACAAAAUUUCAUUCAGGGCGAUCAAUGGAUUCCUCCAUCUUGCUGAUGAAUAGUACUGUAAUCUGAAGUAGUUAGCUAAAAGUCAUGUUCGUGAUCGCGCUGUCUUAUGAAUUACAAAUAUAUUAACCUCUUGUAUCAUUGCGGGAAGAUUUAUGAAAUUUUUAAAUAUGAGAUCUUUCCUAAAGCUUCAAUUUC
This is a messenger RNA of Solanum verrucosum, 1823 nucleotides long. Its product is annotated as probable pectinesterase/pectinesterase inhibitor 51. The transcript is spliced from 2 exons. Gene Ontology annotation, molecular function: pectinesterase activity; pectinesterase inhibitor activity. Gene Ontology annotation, biological process: cell wall modification. Lineage: Eukaryota; Viridiplantae; Streptophyta; Magnoliopsida; Solanales; Solanaceae. The record is from RefSeq and is a predicted model, not a curated record. Bases 1 to 1674 code for a protein of 557 amino acids.